Neopsephotus bourkii (Bourke's parrot) is the source of this 415-nucleotide messenger RNA. RefSeq names its product NADH:ubiquinone oxidoreductase subunit B7 (gene NDUFB7). The coding region runs from base 29 to 415 and encodes 128 amino acids. NCBI's taxonomy places the organism in Eukaryota, Metazoa, Chordata, Aves, Psittaciformes, Psittacidae. The transcript has 3 exons. Gene Ontology annotation, cellular component: mitochondrion. The record is from RefSeq and is a predicted model, not a curated record.
CCCGUUUCCCAGCGCGGUUCCGGCCGCGAUGGGCGCGCACCUGGCUCGGCGCUACGCGGGCGGCGCGGACACGGAGCCGGACCCACUGCGCAUGCCCACGUUUCCCCCCGAGCUGGGCAUGCCGGAGCGCCGCCCGCGCACCAUGGUGGCCUCCGCGGAGGUCCUGGCCGCGGCGCGGGUGCCCCUGGAGCAGCGCGAUUUCUGCGCCCAUCACCUGGUGAAGCUCCUGCGGUGCAAGCGCGACGCCUUCCCCGCACCGUGGAGCUGCCGGGACCUGCAGCACGGCUGGGAGGCCUGCCAGCACCACGACUAUGUGAUGCGCAUGAAGGAGUUUGAGCGCGAGCGGCGGCUGCUCCAGCGCCAGAAGCGGCGGCGCCUGCGGGAGGAGGCGGCGGCGGCGGCAGCACAGGCGUGA